CACACAGUCAACCCGCAGCUCUUUCAGGGAAAGGGGAAAGGAUCCCGAAUGGAGCCGAUGCUGCACGAGACUGGCCGCUUUUUCCGGACGUUGUUCCGCUGCAGCUUUUUUCCGCCCUCUUUGCGUCCUGGAGGAACCGGUUCGUGCGCUCUGUGCUGAGAGUCUUUAAGUCGCGCAUGUCGGAAAUGCGCCUGUAUUUAACGUGUGUGUGUUUCCUGUCGGCGGAUUGCACCUCGGCCAGGAGGACAGCUCAGCAACAGCCUUUGUUCGGACAGAGGGCUACUUGUGCCAUUCCCGGGCCACGCCAUUGAAUUUCCUGUGCUUAGUGGACAUUAGUGUCCAAGCAUGAAGACUUGGACAGUGGACGGUAGCCGGGAAUAGGACACGCGUUAAAGAGGGGAGACAAUGCGGUUAUGAGACGAGCUCUUCUCCAAAAGAAAGAAAGAAGGAAAGAAAGAAGAUCACCUGCGCCUGCUGAUUGUCACUGCGCUCACUGACAGAGUGACAUUUACUGACACUUGCUGUCACAGUCUCAUCAUCAUCAUCCUCAUCAUCAUCAUUACAGGUGAAGCCAAAGCCAGGUGCGAAUCGCCGGACUCCAUACCACACAGCAGACGGCUUUUCACUGACCUCUCACCUUGAGCUAUGACGUCCCCACCCUCCCCUCUGGCUUCCCCUUGUCCUUGCCCUCCUCCCCCUCCCUCUCUGCCCUCAUCCCCUGCCCCAUCCUCUCCUGCGCCCUCUACUGUCCCGGUGCCUCCCUCGCUACCCCCUACAGGUGAGGUAAUGGUGAUGGCCCUGGGACGGAAGAAACAGAGGCUUUUCAUCGUGCUUUCCAUCUUGCCUAACCUCUUUUUGGCCUUCCUGCUGUCUUCUGACCCGCUGUUGACCCUGGCAUCACCCCAUCACUGUCACCUGUCGGUGUCCAACCCCACGGAUGAGAUGCUAAAUGCCUCACUGCCCUGGGAGAAGGGUACUAGGGAAGGCGACAGUGGGGGGCUCUCCCAGUGCACCCAGUACCUGUUCCUUAACGGCACUCGCUCUGGUGUAGUGGACUGUGAAGCUGGGUGGGACUUUAAUGUCACUGAAGGCCUGAGGAAUAACAUUGUCACUGAGUGGAAUCUGGUGUGCUCUCAGUAUUGGCUGGUCCCAGUGGAGGAAGUGUGCUUCAUAUUGGGUAUCCUGAUAGGCUGCCUGGGCCUUGGAUAUGCUGCUGACCGAUUGGGCCGGCUGAAGACCCUGCUAAUCUCUCUCACUUUGUCUGUGGUUUUUGGCAUACUGGUGUGUGUGUCUCCCUCACCACCUAUGUUCAUCGCCAUGCGGUUCUGCUUGGCCGCAGCCACUGCUGGCAUUUAUCUCGUGCUAUAUAUUGCACGUUUGGAACUGUGUGAUCCUUCACUGCGUCUCCUGGUGACCAUGAUUGCGGGACUGACAACAGUUGCCGGGGAGCUCUUAUUGCUGGGAGUAGCUGUUGGAUGCCCGACAUGGAGGGGGUUGAUAGGAACCGGAGCGGCACCUCUUUCUCUCUUCCUCUGCUAUGGUAUUCCAGGUGUCUUUCCAGAGUCUCCACGCUGGUUAUUGCUCUCAGAGAGAGCAGGUGACAUGAACUCGUUCAGUGAACACAGUGAGCGACAAAGAGAAGAUGAUGGCUUCACAGAGCUGGAGUCGGAGUCCCCGCAGCCUGGUCGUCCUCACUUGUCCUUCCCAGAGCUACUCCAGAGUCGAAACAUCUGGAAAAACAUGUGUGUGUUGGGCUUUACCUCGUUCAUCUCUCAUGGCAUUAGUCACUGCUACAGCUCCUUCAGGGGUGAUGUCCGAGGCACUACUUCCAGUUUCUAUUGGACCUACCUGCUGUCUGUCUGUGCAGGAGGUGGAGCUUGGCUGUUGCUCUGGGCAACAGUGGACCGGUGUGGUCGCCGUGGGAUCCUCUUGCUGGCCAUGACAAUGACGGGACUCGCCUCUCUCAUUCUGCUGGGCCUGAUGGAGUAUCUGAGCGAGUCAGCCAUUACAGUGUUCUCCGUGCUGGGCCUGUUCUCAUCACAGGCUGCUGCGUCUCUGUGUGUCCUCUUUACGGCUGAAAUCAUGCCCACCAUCAUUAGGGGAAGUGGGGUGGGUGCUAUCCUGGCUCUUGGCUGCGUGGGUCGGCUUAGCUCUCCUCUGAUGGACCUACGCAACCAUUAUGGCUACUUCCUGCACCAUGUAGUCUACUCUUCUCUUGCCCUGUUGGCUGUUCUGUCCAUUCUGCUGCUUCCGGAGAGCAAACGGAAGCCCCUGCCACAGACACUAGCUGAUGGUGAGCAAUACAGGCGCCCACCACUGGGCCGGAAGAGGAGGGACAACGUUCCUUUGCUUGCCACACCAAAUCCAGAGACCUAGCCUUCUUUGUAGACACACAUGCACCUGUCCACCUCAGCCAUUCCCCUGACUCUCACCAUGUCUGUGUGGCAGAGGACGAGAGGGGGCGCAUGGGACAAGCCUUCUUAACUUCCCAUCCUGUAAUCAUUCCUAACGCGUAAAUGGAGCUACAGCACGCUCCUGCUGAAGUGCGAGGGGUGAGAAACUCAACGGUGUAGAGAGCCAACCGUGCUCUGUAGUAUCCCAGGGCUCAACUACAGCUAGCAGUGAGUGCCAAUUUCAUAUACCGUGCAACAGGUGGUAACCCUAAAAAGUAACACACCAGACAGUUGCCAUCAUGGACAUAAUACAAGUGUGUAUGGCCCAUAUAGCAGAGUGACAAAUCCCCUAAGUACAUCAGCCCCACUUCAUACAGGCAAGGGCUCAAAAUACUACAGUUGUUUUGUAAAUACCCUAAAUAUACUCUCUCUGAACUGAAAUAGAAUAUAAAAGGUAGGGAGGAAAUAGACAUUCUAUUAUGCUCCUGCCGGCCCAUCAGCACAAUAGAAAAACUUCAUUGCAAGUUCUUCUGUUAUUUAUCAACGGGUAGUUUAUAAUGGCAUUAUGGUACUGAUUAUUCUGAUUCGUGUAUGCGGGAGUGUGGCAUGCUGACAGGGAAGGAGUAUUCAUGUUACACACAGCGCCUGUAGCACUCUUAUAGACACUUUGGGGAAACAGGACUGAAUCUUGCACCCAGUAUUAAUGAGUGUGAAGGGAAGCAAAGGACAAGUGCUAGAAUGUGUGGUCCGUGUGGUCAUGCUCUGAGCACAAGCAUGGAACAUGAGCCAAAGAAACUGAAGGAAUGAAUAAUGCAGCCUUGUCUUAGAAUCACCGCUCUGUCAAUUUGUUAGUUUGUUUUAAAAAAUGCACUUAAUUCUCUGUUGGUAGUAAUAAUAAGACAAUUAAUGAUUAUUAUGAUAAUUGCUAAAAAUUACUUGACAGUAGUAAUAAGACUUUAAUAACUGAUUGCUUAGGAUUAUUUACCAAGUAAUAAUAUGUGCUGUAAUUAUGUUAAUAAAUCUUUAACCUAAUUUAAUUGAAAAUAAAAUUUUAAAAAUGAAAGUUGGUUCUGUCUUUGUAUUAAUGUAAUGUAAUAUGACCUGUAAUGGACUGGUGUGUAU
Pangasianodon hypophthalmus (striped catfish) is the source of this 3515-nucleotide messenger RNA. RefSeq names its product solute carrier family 22 member 17 (gene slc22a17). Gene Ontology annotation, molecular function: transmembrane transporter activity. The transcript is spliced from 10 exons. Bases 646 to 2376 code for a protein of 576 amino acids. The record is from RefSeq and is a predicted model, not a curated record. Lineage: Eukaryota; Metazoa; Chordata; Actinopteri; Siluriformes; Pangasiidae. Gene Ontology annotation, cellular component: membrane. Gene Ontology annotation, biological process: transmembrane transport.